GCUCAGUAACAGCUGAUAACACAUUCUCCUGCCCAUGGGCUCGGUCAUAUAAAGUCUUUAGAAAGCACACCCAGCAUUUCUCAGAUACCUUCACUCGAACAUCCAAAAGUGCUAGAUUCAAGCAGUGAGCAGUCAUGCCAUCUGAUUUAGAGCAGGCCAUGGAGUCCAUAAUCGUGGUUUUUCAUCGGUACGCCGGAAAAGAGGGAUCCAGCGGCACCCUGACCCGCCGUGAACUCAGAACUCUGAUGGAGAACGAGCUUUCUGGGUUUAUAAAGUCUCAGAGGGACCCGACUAUUGUAGACAGAAUAAUGAAGGAUCUGGAUGCAAACAGAGAUGGAGAGGUGAACUUUGAAGAGUUUGUGUCUUUGGUAUUGGGUUUAUCCAUUGCCUGUGAAGAAUCCUACAGGAUGCGAUUAAAGAAGACGCAAAGCUGGAAAUGAAUAGAGGGCAUAUAUAAAGAAGAAAAUGUACAUUUGGACAAAUUGCAAUGCUGAUUUUAUCAUCUAUUAAAAUGUUUGAUUGUGUACAAGA
Molecule: messenger RNA, 531 nt
Organism: Misgurnus anguillicaudatus (oriental weatherfish)
Lineage: Eukaryota; Metazoa; Chordata; Actinopteri; Cypriniformes; Cobitidae
Gene: s100a10a
Product: S100 calcium binding protein A10a
Cellular component (GO): cytoplasm
Molecular function (GO): calcium ion binding; calcium-dependent protein binding
Source: RefSeq, a predicted model, not a curated record